Molecule: messenger RNA, 1165 nt
Organism: Diabrotica balteata
Lineage: Eukaryota; Metazoa; Arthropoda; Insecta; Coleoptera; Chrysomelidae
Source: the annotation of a GenBank genome assembly
ACUAUAUCAACAUGUCAAAGUCAAAAGAACAUACGACAAAAACGACAUAAACUAACCAAUAAAAUUGUGACAAGUAGUAUUUAAAUAAUUAAUAAUUAAAAGCUUUAUCGGCAAUAACUAGAAGAGAAGAAGAAAUAGUUCUUAUGCUAGGUUAUAAAACAAUUAUAACACUAGUAUAAAUGAUACAAUAUUGAAGAAUAAUAAGAGUUUAAGAUGAAUUCAACGGUAUUUGAUUUAUUUAGAACAGCGGCUUUGCUGGUUCUUACACCGAAAUGCUUUGAUAAUUAUUUUUUAGAAUUCAACUAUUUGGACGGGCCAUGUUUUUUUGCAUCAUUGAGUAAAGGCCUAGGAUUUGGAAUCAUUUUGGGAUCACUAACAGUUAAAGUUCCUCAAAUCCUCAAAAUCCUCAACAACAAGAGUGGAGAAGGCAUCAAUAUAUUAAGUGUGACCCUCGAUUUGAGUGCCAUAACAAUUUACAUGGCAUACAGUUUUGUGAAAGGAUUUCCUUUCAGUGCUUGGGGAGAUGCAAGCUUUUUAGCAAUACAAACUGUUUUAAUUGGAUACUUGGUAUUAUAUUAUCAAGGAGCUAUAACCAAAGCAAUUAUGUAUCUAUUAGUAUAUGGAGCCAUAUGCUAUGUUAUGAUGUUCGGAAUGACACCUCUAGAAUUUUUGUGGUCUUUGCAAACCUUCAACAUAUUUUUAGUUGUAGUUGGAAAACUGAUGCAAGCAUACACUAACUUAAAAAAUGGACACACAGGUCAGCUAUCAGCAGCCACAUUGAUUAUGCUGCUAGCAGGAUCUUUAGCCAGAAUCUUCACUUCCAUGCAAGAAACGGGAGAUAGUGUAGUAAUUUUAACUUAUAUAGCUAGUAGUUUAUCUAAUGCAGUUCUAGUUGUACAAUUAUUAUAUUACUGGAAUGUCGAUCCUAAGAAGAAGGUAGAAUAAAUUAUUCCAUUUAGUAAAUUAAAAAAAUUGUGAACUUUAUUCUCUUAAAGAGAAAGUUUUACUACAUAAGACUUGUAGAUGUACUGAGAUAAAUAAGUUAAAAAUAGUGUAGCAAGUGGUUCUUUUUUAAAAUUUGUAUCCUUUUCAAGAUGUUUCUAUUUUAAAUAUUUAUAUGUUAUUGUGUGCUGGCUGGUUCAAUUAUAUUAUAAAAUUUAUUUUA